GGGACCUCCAUAUUGCUUACUUAUUGGCAAUGCCAAGGAGAUGGUGAGUUUUAUGGUGAAAGCUUCCUCACAACCUAUGCCUUUCUCUCACCAUAUUCUCCCAAGAGUCCUCUCUUUCUACCAUCAUUGGAAGAAAAUCUAUGGUAUAUUCCAUACCCAUAUGCCCAAUUCUCUUCUUUCUAUAUCAUCUUCUAAGUUAUCGUCAUCUAGCUAAAAGGCGGAUCAGAUAGCAUCACCUUAAAAUGCUUGACGACCCUGCAAAUAUAAGUUGAAGUUUGUAUCCUUUGUUGAAUCUGAAUCAUUUUCUUUUUCUUCGUAAUUAUGUUCAUUAAGACCGUGGAAUUUGAUCUCCGUGAUCUAAACAUAGGUUCUUGGUGAUUACACAUGAUUUAAGAGUCUUGAAGCAUGUUGAGGGUCCCACUUUUCUUAUAUGGUUUGGACCUAUGGUUCGUCUCACUGUCGCUGAUCCUGACCUCAUUCGAGAAGUCUUUUGUUCGAAAUCAGAAUUAUAUGAGAAAAAUGAAGCUCAUCCUCUUAUCAAACAACUAGAAGGAGAUGGACUCCUUAGCCUCAAAGGUGAAAAAUGGGCUCUUCAUAGAAAGAUCAUCACUCCUACGUUUCACAUGGAUAAUCUCAAAUUAUUGGUACCCGUAGCAACGUGUAGCGUGGUGAAAAUGCUAGAUAAAUGGUUAGACAUGUCGGAUUCUGGGGAAGUGGAAAUCGAGGUGUCUGAAUGCUAUCAAAACCUAACGAAGGAGACAAUGACUAGGAUUGCGUUUGGCAACAUUAACUACGAAUAUGGAAAACAUAUUUUUCAAUUACAAACUCGACAAAUGGUCUUAACUUCUGAAGCAUUUCAAAAAAUUUCCAUCCCAGGUUAUAGGUUUUUUCCCACAAAAAGAAAUAGAGAAUGUUGGAAAUUACAGAAGGAAAUCAAGAAAAGGUUAAUGAGGGUCAUUGAGAGGAGGAGAGAAAAGUGGGAGGACGAUGAAUUGGAAAAUGGGCCGAAGGAUUUGCUUGGGGUUAUGAUCGAAGCGAGUAGGAAAGAAUCUUUGAAUUUCUUGCCGGCGAUCACCGCAAGUGACAUCGCGGAGGAGUGCAAGAGCUUCUUCUUCGCCGGAGAACAAACCACAUCCAACCUGCUGACGUGGACCACCGUAUUGCUAGCAAUGCACCCACAGUGGCAGGUGAUAGCACGUGAUGAGGUGUUAAGUGUGUGUGGACCACGUGACAUUCCCACUAAAGAUUGUGUUUCCAAGUUUAAAAUGUUGACCAUGAUACUCAACGAGUCCUUGAGAUUAUACCCUCCAAUAGUGGCAUCGAUCAGACGAGCAAAAGCUGAUGUUGAAUUAGGAGGGUACAAGAUCCCACGUGGCACUGAACUUCUCAUUCCAAUCUUGGCAAUUCAUCAUGAUCAAACCAUAUGGGGUGAUGAUGUUAAUGAAUUUAAUCCAAGUCGAUUCUCAGAUGGAAUAGCUCGAGCAGCUAAACAUCCUGUAGCCUUCAUUCCUUUCGGUUUAGGAGUUCGCACAUGCAUUGGACAAAAUCUUGCAAUUUUACAAGCAAAAUUGACUAUUUCAAUCAUAUUACAAAGAUUCUCUUUCAAGUUGUCUCCAAAGUAUCAACAUGCACCAACUGUUCUUAUGCUACUUCAUCCGCAAUAUGGUGCACCAAUUGUCUUCAAACACUUAAGGACAGAUCGUAGAUCAAAAGGAAAUCAAGGGUCAUAAUUAAAUUCCCCUAGGAGUACUACCCUAUAUGUGCGAAUGAACCUAGGCCUCUUAUUAGAACACAAAAACCAUCACCAAAUAGCAAAGGGAAAUAACAGGGAAAGACCAUAUGAGAUCAUAAAUACUUAAAGAUUAAGGGAGUAGGUAUCAUACAUAUUAUGUUAAGUUUCAUUUCUACCCCACUAGCUAGUUCAUUAAAAUGUUUAUAAUAUCCCAUCAAGUAAAAAUGCCAUCUAAUUGCCCCAUGUUUAGAUUUUGGGCAUGCAACUAGCUAAUUAGAAACCUUUUGCUCUUAAGAUAUGUAUUUGAUGUAAAUCUUGCUCAAAUGGAACACCAAUUAUGUAAAUACAAGGUAUAAUUUUUUGGUUCCUCUUU
Lactuca sativa (garden lettuce) is the source of this 2105-nucleotide messenger RNA. Lineage: Eukaryota; Viridiplantae; Streptophyta; Magnoliopsida; Asterales; Asteraceae. The record is from RefSeq and is a predicted model, not a curated record.